This is a messenger RNA of Schistocerca cancellata (South American locust), 4418 nucleotides long. RefSeq lists its product as uncharacterized. The record is from RefSeq and is a predicted model, not a curated record. NCBI's taxonomy places the organism in Eukaryota, Metazoa, Arthropoda, Insecta, Orthoptera, Acrididae. The transcript is spliced from 4 exons. Bases 396 to 3887 code for a protein of 1163 amino acids.
UGCUAACAGUUUGCUUCGAAAUAGCUCCCUUGUUAUCACUGAAAAAUUCCUAUUAGCAAAUCUUCAAGGUUUUGUGUUAUAGUAGUUGUUAGCUUCGGGAAUGACGUUGCCGUGGAUGUCGCUGGUUUUGCUACGUUUGGAUGACGUGUAACUAAAUGUCACUUACAUACAGGAGGAACAUCCGACUGAUGCUUGGGAACAACAUAUUUCAUCUCUUGAUGUCACCAAUCAUCACAACUCAUUCUUAUAUUCAUUUGUUUAUUACUUGAAGACAUUCUCUUGACUUUCUGCACAGAGGUGUGUAUAGUGCAGCGGAAGUUGAAUUAUAAUCUGCAGAAUUUAUUUGUUGGCUGUCAGCUUCUUCUUCAGUGUCUGCCUGAGAGUGAAUAGCCAACAUGAAAACCAGAUCUAGUAGCAGAGGCAGAGGGGAAAGCUGUUCACUCAAGAGGACGAAUGAAUCAAGAGGGUGUGCAUCAGACAUCAGUCAAAGUGCACAGCAUGAUAAUACAAAUUCUAACAGAAGUUUUAUAGAAUUGACCAAAAACAGCAGGAAAAGAAGGCAUUCUGAUGUUACAUAUAGCAGUAAGAAGGCAGCGACUAACUACCAGGAGGAAUCCAAGCAUGUCAGUAAGGAGGACCAGCUUACAAAUGUUCUAAAUAAAACAGUGUCAGUGGUGCUAGAGCCAUUUGAUAUGGAGAAGCGUAGGAAGAAUGAAUCAAGAGGAUGUGCGUCAGACAUCAGUCAAAGUGCACAGCAUGAUAAUACAAAUUCUAACAGAAGUUUUAUAGAAUUGACCAAAAACAGCAGGAAAAGAAGGCAUUCUGAUGUUACAUGUAGCAGUAAGAAGGCAGCGACUAACUACCAGGAGGAAUCCAAGCAUGUCAGUAAGGAGGACCAGCUUGCAAAUGUUCUAAAUAAAACAGUGUCAGUGGUGCUAGAGCCAUUUGAUGUGGAGAAGCGUAGACAGGCUAAAGUUGCAAAUCGCAAUAAAAAAAAAUGCAUCAGUAAUUACUCUGUCAGAGAUGUCAAAAUAACUACUAAGAGUUCGAAUGGUUGCAGCACAAAAAAUCAAGAGAACUCGACAACAGGAAGCAUGGACUCCCGAAGCAGUGAAAGAUGUUUGCAGAAAUCUACUCAUCAUGACGGCAAAGAACUACAUAAUAGUGAUCAGAAGAAUGUAGCAUCGCUCAGCUUGAGUCAUAAUGAUGACCAGGGGUUGUUGGAGAGUUCGACCCAUCAGAGCAGAAGACAGUUGUGGGAUGCUUCCCACAAAAUGAGUUCAGAAUUUCGCCGAGAACGCCGUAAAAUAUAUAAGAAGCCAGUUUGUACAUGUUGUGUAGGAAAAGAUAACAACAGUGGAAAUGAAAUAAGAGUUUCAAGUGAUGGCUUGAAGGCAAAACAUAACAAACAUAUGGAGAAGAGCAUCAGAAAUAGUGAUGUAAAUAGAGCAGCCAGUAGUACCCAAAAAAGAAAAACUGUUGUGGGUGCUUCUCACAGCAAAGUAAAAGAUGCUGAUUAUCAGUAUGGAGGCAGACCACUAACUACAGAGCACAGCAGUACAAGCUCUGAAACUAUCACAACUCUCAAGAUGAUGAGUGAAGUAUUUAAAGAUGGCCAGUCAUCCAGAAACAGAGAGAUUAUUAACAGCCACAGUAGUAGGAGGUCAGUCACACCAACUUCAUGUUCUGUAGCCACAGCACCUUUGCAGAUGAGAGACAGUGCAGCUUCACAACCUGCACAUGCACUUACACAUUUAGAAAUGCACCCAAACUUGCGUCAACGGUCAGCAUCAGCGCCUCCUCAGUUACAGUUGGGUGACACUUUUCGAAAAACUGUUGAUGUGUUUGCACGUUUACUUCAGGAUGUGGCAGCGCAUCUGCAGAAAUGUGCUAAUAGAGUUGGUGAUACAUUAAGUGACCAUAAUUUUGAGCAUAUGGUAGCUGGCGUUUCUCACUUGGUGUCCAGCUGCACAUGCCAUUCACCCAUUGGGUGUUUGGUAUCCAGCAUUCGUUGUAUGAAUGCAUUAAAAAGAAGACUGUCUGCCGAAUUAAAUGUGAUUUCACUAUCCAAUGGUGAUGCAGUACAGCCAGCAGCAGCAGGCACGCAAUCAAAUGGGAAUUUAAUGGGAAGAUUCCAUCUAGAAGCAAGCAUCAAAGAGAAGACCAGUACAGAAGCCAGUGUAGAAGGAGGUAGUAUAUCUGAGUCUGCACCUCAGUGUGAUGCCACAACAUUAACAACGAAAUCCAGAAACAUAGUGUCAACUGCUGAGACCUGCAUAAGCACAUCACACAGCACUUCUCUCACUGAAGAGACAAACGACACACCAUCACCAGUAGGUAGCACUGAUAAUGCUUAUAUUGAAGCAAGUAUCAGAGAAACAGCCCAACUGGAAGCAAACACAAAAGAGAGUACCAGCACAAUAACAUGUAUAACAGAAGACAAUGUCUCAAAGUCAGUAUCAGAAUAUGGUGCAACGUCGCCAUCAGUUGAGCCCGUAAUCAUGGUGUCAGCUGCUGGGACAUUUACUAAUACUAGUUCUUCACCCACUGGAGGCCCAAAAGAAAUCCUGGACCUACAUGAAGUGGAUACUGUAGUUUCUGAUCAGAAUAAUGUAAAUGGCAGAGUGGAUGAUAGAACAGGGUGUGCCAGCUCCAAGAGUAAUUUAAUGUGUGGGGGUGCAGAACGAGUUCAAGAUGGUGAACGGAAUACUUUUGACUCCGUAUCUCUCUCUAUGGAAGAGAUUGAAAUAAAGGAAGAAGUUGAAACCUCAGAAAGUGACAGUGAAUUAGAGUUGUCUGAAAAACAGUACUCACAAAAUGAGGCAGAAUCUGAUGCAGGUAGUUGUGGUCCUGAAGGGGAUGAGACAGACAGAGAUGAAAAUAUGGUUGAGGUUGAGUGUAACAUUGUCGAGGCCUCAGAUCUAAGUAACCACACCGGAAAUGAAUCACAUAUGAAAGAUCUGAGAAUGGAGGCACAGCAUGAAUAUGACAAUAACAGCACAGAAAAUGAUGUUGCUGAGGAUGCUACUAGUAAUGGAGCGAAUACUGCUCCUGCUGUCAACAGGGGAGAUGAUACUGAUGCAGUCAACAAUACUGGAUACAGUGUAAGUGGGGAUGAUGAUGGUGAUGUGGAUUAUGGUGGCAACAGAAAUGAAGAUGAUGUUGAGGACACAAUUGAUGAACGGUAUGGUGGCCACAUUAAUGAAGACAAUGUUGGGGACGCUACUGCUGAACAAGUUGUUGCCCAAGGUAAUGAUGACGGUGUUGAGGACACCGACACUGAAGUCAUUGGUGGCCACAGUACUGAAGGCAGUGUUCGGGACACCAGUGCUAGUAAAUGCGGUGAUGGCCAUGGUACUGAAAAUGGUACUGGGGAUGCCAAUGCUGCUGGGGAUGAUGGGAACAGAAAAGAAGACAAUGUUGGGGACGCUACUGCUGAACAAGUUGUUGCCCGAGGUAAUGAUGACGGUGUUGAGGACACCGACACUGAAGUCAUUGGUGGCCACAGUACUGAAGGCAGUGUUCAGGACACCAGUGCUAGUAAAUGCGGUGAUGGCCAUGGUACUGAAGAUGGUACUGGGGAUGCCAAUGCUGCCGGGGAUGAUGGGAACAGAAAAGAAGCCAAUGUUGGAGAUGCCAGUGAACCUGAGUUAAUUGAUGGCUCUCAGUAUAAUGAUCGUUGGGAAUUUGUUGAACAGCCUUAUGAUGGUGGUUAUGCAGGACCUUACUAUGAAGAACUGUAUGACCCUGAUGUUGUGGCUGUCCAUGCUUUGGUAAGCACUCUGCGACAUUGGAAUGGUUUGCCAGAUGGCCGUUUUUCUAAGCAGAUGGAAAUUAGAAUAUAUGGCGGAGGCGUCUGGCGAGUUUAUCAGAUACCUAAUCGUUAAUGCUACUAGUAAUGCAGCCAAUAUUGCUCCGGCUGUCAACAGUGGAGAUGUUACUGAUGCAGUCAGCAAUACUGGAUAGAAUGUAAGUGAGGAUGGUGAUGGUGACAUGGAUUACAGUGGCAGCAGAAAUGUAGAUGGUGUUGGGGACAACACUGCUGAAGCUACUCAGGACCAUAGUAAUGAAAACAGUGUUGGGGAUGCUGGUGCCACCGAGGAGGGUGACAACAGAAAUGAAGACAACGUUGGAGAUGCCAGAAAGAAUACUGGUGCUAGGAAUAACACACAUGGCUCUUUGGUGGGCAGCAUUCUGGUGGUGGUUACACGCAAUGUGACCAUCGCCAAUUUCAGGACCCAACGUCGUGAUUGUCCAUGGACUGCAAAAGACUUGAUGCAUUGUAGAAAAUUGUGUCUAGCAAGUGUAUCAUAUACCAGGAUUUUAAAUGUUCCUACUUUUUAGUAAUAUUGAAUCAUAUACCAAAGACUUAGACUGAAAAAGAAUUCUAUGACAAUUUUAGAAUUGUAUAUGUCUUA